AUGGAUACUUCUUAUAUAGAUACUGUGAAGACACUCCUACAACGUCGAAGUGAGGUUUUUGCUGACGGCAUCAAAUCUGGGGAGUUCCAACCUUUGGUGUUCCCUCGGGACUUCGCCUCAUUUUUUAUCGUUGUCUUUGCUCUGCUUAUCAAGUGGCCUCGAAAUGGGCCUGUCAAAUAUAUAAAAUAUUUACUUUAUUUUUACUCUGUUUACUUGAACAUACGUGUCAUCGUACUCUGCAGGUCGCUUCUGGUUUUGGGUGGUUACGGUGUCGGGUUGAUCUUCUCAUGGCUUAGCAUAUGGGGUGCCUCGUUACUCUUAUUCAAUGACGUGCAAGGCACUUACAAGAGGAUCGAACGGUCCUUUGUGCCCUUUCAUACCCUGAAGCAGGAUUCGCUUCAAGCACAGAGCGUCAAACACGGUCGUAAUCGUGCCGGAUUGGAAGAUCCCCAAGCCCAAUACAACGUUUCCAAUGGGCGUGCGAAUGGGACAGCUGUUUGUACCGAUUUGAAGAUAGUUCCGCGGUUUAAAUGGCAGGGCUACCCAGAAGCUUUGGGCCAUAGAUUCACUUGGGUCUUUGAUAUUCUUUUCAGUCACAGGGGACCGCACUGGAACUGGAGACCAAGGGACUUCCCUCGCCUCCCUAAACAUGUCCAGCUCCAGCUGGCUCAUGGAGAAGAUGCUGAGCUCAACGGCGACUUACUCCGCGAGGGAGAAAAUACCAAGGGCAAGCUGGUGGUUAGCUUGUAUAUGUCGUUGGUCUAUUUCCUCUGCCUUGAUUUAUUGAAGGUCAUCUCAACCUGGGACCGUUACUUCCUGGGCCACCUCAACUAUCCACCUCCAUCUUUGCUUGCAUUUUGUGGACGACUUGCACCCAUAAUAGCGUAUUUAUCCCGUCUUGCUAUCAGCGGAGCGGCCAUUUAUUUUGCAGUUUUAUUUCCAACCACAAUAUGCGCUACUGUUUUUCUCGCCAUAUCUCAGACGUCGUUUCGAUUCAAGACUAGAAUCCCAUUUGAAGCCCCCUUUCUCUACCCACCAUACUUUGGAGAUAUGUGGGCCCCAAUUUUGGAUGGAGGCCUGGUAGGAUUUUGGGGAACGUUCUGGCAUAAGCACUUCAGAGCUGGAUUCCUGGCCCCCGGUAACUGGAUAAAGUCUAAGCUUAUGUCGAUGUACCCGGGAAGAGAGUGGCCACCGUUGAUGUUCUGGAGCCUUCAAGUCAUUAUCUCGUUCACUUUGAGCGGUAUCGUGCAUUGUUCGGGGAGCUAUACACAGAUGGCCUCUACAAAACCGUUCAAUCAAUUCCUAUUCUUCACUCUUCAGAUCGUUGGCGUAUUUAUCCAAGUGUCGAUAGAGAAACUUUCUAAACGGGUGAUGCCUUUCAAGGUUCCGUUGUGGCUAAAACGCCUAUCAAAGGGCACAUUCGUUCUAGUUUGGAUGGCUUGCGUUAGUCCUUUACUUUGUGACGAUUUUACAGCUGGAGGCGUUUGGAUAGAAGAGCCAAUACCAUAUAGUCCCAUUCGGGCAAUGGGGUUUGCGAAGGGAACGGGUGGCGCAGUACGCUGGCAAGCUGAACCAUUGCGAUGGUGGAAGGGGGAAAGGUGGUGGGAGCGUGGUAUAAUUUUGUAA
Molecule: messenger RNA, 1626 nt
Organism: Nannizzia gypsea CBS 118893
Lineage: Eukaryota; Fungi; Ascomycota; Eurotiomycetes; Onygenales; Arthrodermataceae
Exons: 1
Coding region: 1-1626 (541 amino acids)
Biological process (GO): lipid metabolic process
Source: RefSeq, a predicted model, not a curated record